Messenger RNA from Zychaea mexicana, 895 nucleotides. Its product is annotated as peptidase M76. Gene Ontology annotation, biological process: mitochondrial proton-transporting ATP synthase complex assembly; mitochondrial protein processing. Bases 238 to 810 code for a protein of 190 amino acids. Gene Ontology annotation, cellular component: extrinsic component of mitochondrial inner membrane. The transcript is spliced from 5 exons. The record is from RefSeq and is a predicted model, not a curated record. Lineage: Eukaryota; Fungi; Mucoromycota; Mucoromycetes; Mucorales; Lichtheimiaceae. Gene Ontology annotation, molecular function: metalloendopeptidase activity.
CGAAUAGUACAUAUUAUACUGACGACUUGUAUUUCAAAAGAUGACAUCUGUGUGGCUCCUACAUUAUCUUCCUAACAUUUGACGUCUUCUUCCUCUUCUUCCGACGUGAAAGGCACUUUGAAAUAUCGUCGUUGUUGUCGGCACACGUUAGAGCUCAGCGGCAUUACCAAUAAAGCUUCGGGUUCUCAUUUUAUCCGAUAGUUACGACAACCCUUCUUUCUAUUUCCCCCAAAUCAUAUGCGAUUUUAUGAAUCGCCAAAGUUCAAAACUACCGAGCAGGAAUGCACAGCUGAAUUAGCAGGAAUUCUCGAAACAUCGCCCAAAGUCGCUCGAUUACUUCAGGGCAUUUUUACACUUAAUCCUCGAGCGCUUAAACGGGGAGUCACUUGUAGACCAUGUCAUGGCACCGAACAAUCGUCAAGAAUGGGUUAUUAUGACGGACGAUAUAAACGUGUCGUGUUAUGUUGUGACAACAUUCGAUCCAAGCAACAACAGGAGGAGACGCUCGUACAUGAGUUAGUGCACGCUUUUGAUGCUAGCCGGACAGGUCGUUUUACUAGCAUGUGUCAUGUCGUUGCCUGUGGCGAGAUAAGAGCGUCCGCGAUAGGACAGUGCCAUGAUAUAAAGUCCCCAUCACGAAAACGAGAAUGCAUUUGGGAAGACGCUGUUCGAUCCACAGCCAUCCAUUGUGGCGGCAAGGAUUUCGCCACGGUGUUCGUCCAGCAAGUGUUUGAGAAUUGCGUUAAGGAUACUGCACCUUUCAUCCAGCCGAGGGCAGCGACUCAUCAGCAAAAGCAGCAGCAGCAAUAACAAUACAGCGGCACAUCCUCCCUUCACAACAACAACAACAACAACAGCAACAAAGAGCAUCGUCGUAUAAAUUGAUCUCAAUUAA